AUGAGGGAAAUGAGGGAAGAGAUGAGGAAGAGCAGUUCCCAUAUGGCACCAGUGCGGGUCACAAGCCCAAAACUCCAAGCCCAGCGUCCCCCAGCUAGAGAGAGAGGGUACACCUCACAAACUGAGCUGUGGUUCUUUCUACGUGACCAUGGGGAAGACAUGGGAAAGUGGGAUGGGAAACCCACUUCUGCCCUGGUAGCACAAAACAAAAGCCUCAAAAACAAGCUCUUGUCAGGAAACAAGCUUUGUGGUAUUCACGCAGAAGAGUCAAAAAAGAUCCAAGCCCAGCUGAAAGAGUUUCAUUAUGGGAAAAAGGAUUUGAUUUUUAAGGCACAACAGCUAACAGAUCUGGAGCAAAAACUAUCAGUUGCAAAAGACAAAUUGGAAAAUGCAGCCCUUGACAAAGAGUCACAGCUGAAAGCUCUGAAGGAGACUGUGCAGCUUUGCUUGUCUUCUGUUCUGCGCAAUCAGCCUCCCACAAUGAAUCUAAUCUCUUCAAAACCACCUGAGAAGCUGAAUUCCUCAAAUACAAAGAGCUCCAAAGUUCCAUUUCAAGAGACAAGUACCAAGGUCUGGCAAAAUGUCUCAGCAGAGAAAGAGAAUUUUCAUGUGGUCUUGAAAAAAGAAGAAAAUCAAAGCACCCAGGAGUGUGAUUCUCAAGAUGUUGCCAAGACAUGUUUGGGGAAUCAUAAUGAUUCAACAUCUCGUUUGAAAGCAGCAGAAACAGAGACAAGCUUUCAGAAGCUGCACAGCCCUCCAUGGACUAAACCUGAAGAUAAAAGAUCACCUGAAAAAAAUGAGAAAAAAUAUGAAAAAUCAGUUAGUAUACAAGAAAACAAACACUAAAUUCUACUAAUCUGCAUUGAAAAAUGCCAGUCAUUUCCAUCCUCAUGUUCUGUUAGCACAAAGGCAUGAAAUGUCCCAGGUUUCUAAAGCAUGCGUUUUUCACUGUUUUAUGAAUGUCUGUAAAUUAGUCUGGAACACACCAAUUGGUACCUUACAGCAAUAAUCAGAAAUGGAUGUUUGAAGAAAUGUUUUGUAAUUCAGUCCAGUUUUUGAACUCUUAUUCUACCUUAUUAUUAGUAAUUGUAUACUUAAUUAUUAUUAGUAGUAAUUGUAAUUAUUAUUAUUAGUAAUUGUAUGCUAUAAAUUACUUUCUUUGUAAACAGUCACUCUCAAGUAUUUUCUCAGUCUGUUUAAUGUAAUUUUGUGGCAGAUUAAGUUUUAAGAUUAAGGGGCAGUCAGUGUGUGUGGGGAAAAUAUCUGUAUAACCAUAUUUGAAGUACAGUCCUUAAGUGCAACUGUAAAAAGAGAGCUGUG
Messenger RNA from Pseudopodoces humilis (Tibetan ground-tit), 1320 nucleotides. The record is from RefSeq and is a predicted model, not a curated record. Lineage: Eukaryota; Metazoa; Chordata; Aves; Passeriformes; Paridae.